AUGGAUUUCGAAAGUGGCCCGUGGGCAGUUAGUCUUCAUCAAAGCAACAAGAGACCUGAAAACGAGGGAGUGUCAUCAAGCAUUUUCUUCGGGCACUGCAGCCCUCUUGGUGCUACAGCAGAUAGUCUUUGCUUCUCAAGCCCAAUAUUCAGUAGAAAAGAGGACACUACAGAGAAUCUGAGGCUCCUCGUGAGACACUGUUCCUAUCACAACGAUGUUCUUCUCGCAAAUUUCUUUCAAGAUCAAUAUUACGAGGUGGAUACGGAUACUGGCAACUUGAGCUUGGUCACCACCAAUGAAACAGGUGCAAACGCCGACUUUAUUUCGUAUUCUCACGGGGUCUACUCGCGCAACACCCAUGGCCAGGAGAUCCUCCUUCGGCCUACGAACAUUACCUGGCGAUUCUUGGGCGGUAGCGUUGAUCUGUAUUUCUAUGCUGGACCAACACAGCCUGAAGGCACGGCUGCGUACGAGCAGAGCGCCGCUGGAUUGCCAGCAAUACAGCAGUACUUCUCACCUUUGGUUAUCACCAAUGUCGGUGGGGCUAUGCCAAUUGGUCUCGGCUGCAAGAAUAUCGUGAUUUCGAUAAACGAUGCUCUGAGAUAUGGUUAUGAUGAAGGCAAGACCUUCUUGAAUGGGCUUCAUGACAUUGGCAGACAUUACAUUCCAAUCAUUGACUCCGCAAUCUAUGUUCCGAACCCACAAAAUGAAAUUCAUCCACCAUUCGGCCUACCAGGCGAGCCAGGAAAUCUGGUCCUCGAUUAUGCCGAAGGCUUCAAUUUGACAAAUGCAACGGAAGCAGCCUCAGCCUCGUCAGCAUCAGCGAGUCAGGCAUCAGCAUAUCCGGUAGCUUUAACGGCCAGUGGUUUCGAUCCCAGCGCUACAUACCUUCGCACAACCCCAACGCCUGGUGUACGGGAUGUCAAUCAUCCACCAUACGUGAUCAACAAUGUUCAAGGCGAUCUUGCUGUUCAUGCCGUUUCACCCAACGCAACCCACGUUGGUGGUACCCUUGACUAUGAAGUUCACAACACCUGGGGCCACGGGAUCCUGAACGCUACUAACCAGGCUUUACUCUCAGCCAUCCCUUGCCGCCGCCCGUUCAUAAUUGGCCGCUCCACCUUCGCCGGGAGCGGCAAAUGGGCGGGCCACUGGGGCGGCGACAAUGCCUCGAAGUGGGCAUACAUGGUCUUCUUAAUCCCGCAAGCACUCUCUUUCAGCCUGUUCGGCGUUCCCAUGUUUGGCGUCGAUACUUGCGGUUUCAACGGCAAUUCCGAUGAGGAAUUAUGCAAUCGUUGGAUGCAGCUCAGUGCUUUCCUCCCGUUCUACCCAAACCAUAACACUCUGACUGCAAAUUCGCAAGAAGCGUAUGUUUGGGCCUCUGUGGCGGAAGCAACACCUAUGGCGAUACAAGUAAGGUACCUGAUGCUGCCUUACCUGUAUACUCUCUUCCAUCUCGCGAGCUUGACGGGGAGUACAACCAUGCGAGCGCUGUCGUGGGAAUUCCCGAACGAACCUGCUCUGGCGAAUGCCGACCAUCAGUUCUUCCUUGGUCCAGCACUUCUGGUGACGCCGGUGCUGAUACAGGGAGUCACAAGCGUGAACGGCGUAUUCCUUGGCGUGGGAAAGGGUGAGUGCUAUUACGACUGUUACAAUCAGAGUAUCAUCGAUCCAGCGACCGUGGGUGGCGGAAAGAAAGCCAGUAUCGAUGCGCCAUUAGGACAUAUUCCGCUCUACUUGAGAGGAGGCUAUGUGGUGCCGACCCAGGAAGCUGCCAUGGUCACAAGGGAUGCGCGGAAGAAUCCUUGGGAGUCAUCGUCGCGUUGGGGCUGGAGGGGACGGCGAGAGGAGGGUUGUAUGUAG
Molecule: messenger RNA, 1863 nt
Organism: Bacidia gigantensis
Lineage: Eukaryota; Fungi; Ascomycota; Lecanoromycetes; Lecanorales; Ramalinaceae
Exons: 4
Coding region: 1-1863 (620 amino acids)
Biological process (GO): carbohydrate metabolic process
Molecular function (GO): hydrolase activity, hydrolyzing O-glycosyl compounds
Source: RefSeq, a predicted model, not a curated record